Messenger RNA from Biomphalaria glabrata, 6915 nucleotides. Its product is annotated as homeobox protein 2-like. The record is from RefSeq and is a predicted model, not a curated record. The coding region runs from base 881 to 2248 and encodes 455 amino acids. Gene Ontology annotation, molecular function: zinc ion binding; nucleic acid binding. Lineage: Eukaryota; Metazoa; Mollusca; Gastropoda; Planorbidae. The transcript has 2 exons.
UUUCAUUUUUUAUAUUUGUUACCUUAAAGGGCAGUCGGCGUGGGUCUGUCUUAUGUUUUGAGACUGAAUCGGCACAAUUUAUUUGUUCCGUUCCAUUUCACUUCAUCUGAUAGGGAUCUUUAGGGAUUUUCUUGUUGUUCUCCUAGUCCUAAUAAGGUCCGAGUAGACCAGCCUUGUUCGGUAGGGUCUUCUAGAUCAUUUUGAAAUUUUUUGUUUAGUGGUAUAUAGUUUUGUUUGUACAAUCGUAGUGUGAUUUCUCUUUGUAUUCAUAUUGUUUGUUUGUGUAAGUCUUGUAUUUACAUAUCUGUGAUUCUCUUGUCAAAGUCUUCUAUUUAUUGAUUUCUUUUAAAGCAGACUGUAUUGUUAUCUAUAUUGUUUUUGUGUUCGUCACCUAUACUUUAAUUUAUCUCUUUAUUCUCUCAUUAAUUAAUUUUUUUUUCAUUUUUUCACUGCACAUAUAACAUGUUACAAAGAUAUAUUUGAAGUAAUAAUAUUGUGUACAUAUAUACUAUCACUUGAAUUAGAGCCUUAUUUUUUGAGCUCUUGUACUUAUUUUGUAUUGACACAUUUCUCGUACUCUGAUUAUUUUGUUGGUACAUUUUGACGCAACACAUAUUACUAUUGACUCAUUUGUACAUUGUAUUUGGCACACAUUGAUUACAAACUCAACACAUUUAUUGGCCAUCUAUUAUUUAAAUAUCAAAGAUACAUGCAAAGUGAGACAUUAUUAUUUGUAUUUUGAUAACUAAGCACUCACUACACAGUUAAUACUACAUACAGAUUGGAAUCCUAUAUAUUUGUUGACUUUAUACACGUUGAAGAUUAUUUAAUAUUUAUUGACAUUAUACACACUUGAAGCCUAAACCCAUACCUAUCAACAAUGUCUACCUAUGAUAAAAUCUUGGAGUUGGCCAGAGAAAUGGAAUUGAAGGGUGAAAAGAAAAGAGAAUUUAUCGAAAGAGAAUUGGAUGAAUUAAAGAAGAAAGAACGUGAAGUAGCGGAACGAGAUGAACGAGCGGCAGAAAGAGCGCAUCAGAAAGAAAUGAAAGAAAUAGAGGGAAAAGUUGAGUUAGCUAAACUGGAAGCUGCAAAAGUGAAUCCGAACAUAUUACAACCACUGACACAGCAAGCCAAACCAUACGUCUCGAAGUUCCAUAAGUUCAAUGAGAAAAACGAAACUCUUGAAAACUACAUUGUGCAAUUUGAGCACAUAGCCUCAACGUAUGACAUGUCUCCUAGAGAUAUGGCCAAGCACCUACUCGCCAAUCUUGCAGGUGAACCGCUGAACAUAAUAGCCACCCUGACACCUGAACAAAAGACUGACUACAAGGCUGUGAAAAACAGACUCCUCAAACACUUUGGCAAAUCCGAGGACCACUACAGAAAACUCUUUCAAGACAUCAGAUUGCAAAAGAACGGUGAUUACAACAGAAUUAUUUUUGAAAUUAAGCAAAAUAUCUUAAAGUGGCUUGAACUCUCCAACUGUGAUAUGACGAGACCAGACCAAAUCAUUGAUAUGUUCUUAAUUGACAGUGUACUAUUGAAUGUUACAGACAACAUUUUCACUUUCCUGAAAGAGAAGAAAAUUAAAAACGAAACAGAACUCAUAACUAACCUGAAUUUAUUCAAAGACAGCCAUCCCAAUCACACCAUCGACAGAAGAGACCAUCAAAUAGCUGCCACCAUUAACACUGAUUCAAGUAAAUUCAAAUACAGCAGCAACAAUAAAACCUGCUUUAACUGCGGCAUAAAGGGUCACAUAAAGAGCCAAUGUAGAUCAAUCAACAGAAGCACUUUCCAGUAUCAAAGUGGCACAUAUCGAGACAAUAAAUAUGACAACAGAAGAAACAGCAGAGCAACCCAAAGUUACAGCCCUAAUGAUAGAAGAAGGCAAUACAACACCAACAACGAUAAUUACAACUUCCAGAACUAUCAAAGAAGACAGCAAUACAAUACCAACAACUUUCAGAACUAUCACAGACAAUCCAGACGUGAUGGCUACGAACGAAACAGAUACAACAGAAAUACUUCAAACAGAUGGCAAAGAAACAGCAACAAUAGAAUCCAUAGACGCCCUAGCAGUUAUGACAACUCAGCCGCAACCAUCGACACUCACGAACACGAACAUGUAGCAUUCAUGAACUCAACUCCAGAAAAUAAUUCCUAUCCAUUACUUACAAACGGGCUGGACAACGCAUCACGAAACAGUAACAUUAGAACUGGAAACACACAUGACACUAGUAGUUAGCAAGCUAGACAUAGGGCAGCACAACAUACAAUUUUGUUUAUUAUACAAUAGGAUACAACACCAUCACAAAAUCACUAAAUAUCAGUAAUAUAACUAAACAAUGACAUUGUUCACAUAAGUCAACAACUAUAAUUAUCACACUAUUUUACAUAACACUAGCACCGUUAAGGACUCAUUAGCCAGUACAAGUGUAAUUCAUUGAAUCUGUUGAUGCCAUAUUCUACAUAUAACUUUGAUUGUAUUUGUACACAUGACACUUCAAAAGGUCAUAUGUGCCCAAUUUUUGCAUAUGUGUAAAUUAUUUUUCCAAGAGUCCAUUUGAACAGAACGCAGUCAUAUUAAAACCUGAGUAUGUGACACUAUUUAUUGAAAUGUAUUUUUCAUUUUUUCAAAUGUACAUAACCUUUGUAAAUUGUAUAGAUAUGACUGUGACAUUGAUCUUCACUGAUGAAUUUAUUUUUUCCCACAUAUCAGUUUUGAAGACUAUUUGAGCUUAAUUCGAGGCUUGAAACGAUACACUUGAUGAUAUGUAAUGCAAACAAUGAUUUUUUGAAAAGAAUAUUGUAUUUAAUUAGUGAGAUCUAUUUGAGCAUUACUGAUGGCUUGAAAAAUAAUUGAUACUGUGUAAUGCAAACUGAAUCUUUGAAUAGAAGAUUGUACUUAAUAUGAGAAGUAUUGGAGCAUUAUUGAUGGCUCAUGAAGUAAUAUAUAUAUAUAUAUAAUGUGUGAUGUAAUCGCUGAUUUUUUGAGGAGAAGAUUGUAUUUAAUAUGAGAAAAUUAUUUGAGCAUUAUUGAUGGCUCGUGAAGCAAUAUAUUUGAUGAUGUGUGAUGUAGACACUGAUAUUUUUUGAGGAGAAGAUUGUAUUUAAUGACAAAACUUUUGGAGCAUUAUUGAUGGCUCAAGCAGUAUAUUUUAUAUUAUGUGAUGAUAACACUAAUUUUGAGAAGAAUAUUGUAUGGAUAUGAGAAAACUAUCGAAGCAUGAUUAAUGGCUCGAAGUAAUAUACUUGAUUUUUGAAAGAACAUUGUACUUGAUUCAUGAAGACUAUUGGAGCACUAUUAAUGGCUCAAAGUAGUAUAUAUAUUUGAUUUUUGAAUAGAACAUUGUAUUUGAGUGAUGAAGACUAUUAGAGCACUAUUAAUGGCUCGAAGUAACAUAUUUGAUGUUACAUAACGUGAAAAGCUGAUUCAUUUUUUCGAGAGAAGAUUGUAACUUACACUUAUGUUAAAAGAACUUGUGCUCACAGUAAGACAUAUGAGCCAAAUGAAUAUCAUGAUAACGACCUUGAUGCUUUAAUAUGCUUAUGACUUUGAUGAUUUAAAUAUGUUCCUCAUAAAUCAUCAUUAAAGAAUAUAUUUUCUUGACUUUCAUGAUUUAGUAGCAUUGUCAAAACAUUGCCAUUAUUUUUGUACAUAAACCAUUGAGACAACAUAAAUAUUUAUUAUAGAUACAUUUCACUUGCAUUGAUUUAUUUUAAAGAACAUUGUCAAUAUCUUUUCAUUUGACCAUGUAACCAUUGUCAAUAUUUUUCAUUUGAUUAUGUAACCUGCUGUGAUAAACUAAGUAUAUUUGUAUAGGAGCAUUUUUCAUGGCUGCUCAUUCCUUUGUAAAAUUAAUAUUGAAAGCAUUCUUUUGAUAAAUUGAGAAUUUACUUUGAAAUUUUGUGUAAAGAAACACUUGCUUUUUGAGUAAUGUUGACAACUAUGAGUAUUGUCUACACAGACAAAUAUUUUUUAAAAUAUUGUAAGGUCAAAUGAGACCAUAUAUUAGUCUCAUCAAAUUUUUUGAUGGCAUGAUAAGACAUGUGCCAGAGAUUAUAGCACACAUUGUACAUUUGUAUGGAUUAUUUCUCUCUCAAAAGAUGUGACUAUACAUAUAAUAGUAUUAUUACUUAAAUUUCAAAAGAUUUUUACAAAAUCUUUUUUUUUUGAGGGAAAGGGCGUAAUGUCACAGUCUUAGUUGACAUUGCAUGAUCUAAAGUUCACAUCAUGUUAAUAGUUUAAAAGACACGUGGAAUUCCUAAUGUAGAAAACAGGAAGUAGAAUGAAUAAAGUUGACUUUGAAGUCAGUCAGUCAGUCAAGUAAAGCAGUCAAGUGAAGUCAAGUUAGAAGUCAAGUGUUAUUCUUUGGACCGAGUGGUCAAGUAUAUUUUAGUCCGGGAUGGACAGUAGCGACUUAGAAAAGUCUGUAGUAAUUUCAGUUAGAAAGUAACUUGUGGGCAGUUGUUGCCAGUGGUCUUUUGAGACAUGUAUUAGUUAAUCUAUAUUUCUACACAGUGUUGCCCGCUGAGAUGCAGACAUGAUUUGUUGUUAACGUAUUGGAUACUUUUGAUACCGCUGUUAUGCGGAUAGGAUUAUUAUUUCUUGACUUGUAGCACUAACAAGGAGUGCAGUAUAUUAUUAUUAUUAUAGUAAAAUAAACUUCAUGUUGUCUGCUGAACGGACUUGAGUCAGUCGUAUAGUGUUUGUCUUGUCACGUGUCUAGAGUUCUUCAGGAAGUAAGAACUCAAUAUUACACCAUUCAACGUUCAUUGACAGACCCCCUCCCUCCCAACCAUUUCCUCUGCCUUAUCUUGAUGACUUUGACUUUAAUUAGACAUUAAGCUUUCCAUGUGCUGAAAUUUAGCAUUGUAGAACGGGAAAUAAAUUGUCUAUGACAGUUCAAAGUGUGUAUACAUUUUUUUUGACGCACCCUGUAAAUAUAUUGUAUUCAGUGAUUUUUUUAUUUUACCAUUUUCUAAUAUUAGUUUGUUAGCUCAAUAACUAUUAACCUUUUAGAUUGUUAUCUUUCAUAAUGUUAAGACUAGAAAACAAGAUCUCAAAAUUAUAUUUAGGACGAUGAUUACAAUUACUUAGUCAAUUACUUAGAUAAAAUAAUUAUAAAACAAAAGUUAUAUAAAGACAUAAUUAUACAAUGUUUAUAUUUUGUAUGUUCAUAAAAAUGUGUAUAGCAGUGUUAUGGAGUGUGUGUGUGUGGGUGUUUCCAAGGUAACGUUGAGAAAUUAGCGAUUGUUAGAUUUUGUUUAAAAUACCAUUUUAUAUUAUUGCUACUAGAUUUAUUUCAUUUCAUCUAGGUUAGUAUUAGGGUUAGUGUUAUGUUGUAAUAAAAGUUAUAUUUAGUUUUGUUUCAAGAAGUUUUUUCAAGUUUCACAAUUAAAUAUAUAUAUAUAUAUCCAAGCAGUAGUUCUCACCAAACUUUCAUACACUGGCAGAACUACCUUAAAAAAAUGUUCUGCUGGAGGCUGGUGUGGGUAGUAUAGAAGAAAUACUUAUCAUUCAACAUCUGUGAUGGGUUGGAAAAUUAUCCCACAUGGGGGGCGACUGCAUGCCAAAUAUAUCUUCAAGGAUGGCGUAACGGGGUGCUCCUGUAAGCACUAUAAAGAUUAACUCAGGCACCUUUUUGCCAUAGAGGAAAGUAGGUUGUAAUAGGGUUUAUGAAAACACUGCACCAAUCUUUUAUCUUCAGCAUCAUUAUUAUUAUUAAACCAUUACUCAAAUUUUGCUUUGUUAUUUUGCCAUGUAGAGAUUUACUGCUGCUGGGGUGAACAAUGCUUAAAAAAAUACAAAUAUGCUGUGUUUUUACUUUGGCCCAGCGGUGGCCCCCACAUUUAUGUCUUUUGUAUUUUUCUAUACCAGUUCUGUUACUAUGCAAAUGCAAUAAAAAAAAAAAAUACAAGUUGUUGCACUAUUGAUAUUUUUUAUACUAAUUUUUUAUUUAUAUUAUUAAUUAUUUAUUAUUAUCUAAGCAUCUGUUUGUAUUUGAGCUGGGUAAUGAAUAUAGAUUCUUAAAUUUAAUUGUUGUUUGUUGCUUUCCUCACUUUUAAACUGUGACCAUGUAAAUUUUGUCUAGAUGGAGAAUGGUAAUGUCUUAGUGUUAAUGAUUAGAUUGAGAAUGGUAAUGUCUUAGUGUCAUUGAUAACAGUGAGAAUGGUAAUGUCUUAGUGUCAUUGAUAAGAUUGAGAAUGGUAAUGUCGUAGUGCCAAUGAUAACAGUGAGAAUGGUAAUGUCUUAGUGUCAAUGAUAACAGUGAGAAUGGUAAUGUCUUAGUGUCAAUCAUUGCAUUGAGAAUGGUAAUGUCGUAGUGCCAAUGAUAACAGUGAGAAUGGUAAUGUAUUAGUGUCAUUGAUUAGAUUGAGAAUGGUAAUGUCUAGUGUCACUGAUUAGAUUGAGAAUGGUAAUGUCGUAGUGCCAAUGAUAACAGUGAGAAUGGUAAUGUAUUAGUGUUAUUGAUUAGAUUGAUAAUGGUAAUGUCUUAGUGUCAAUGAUUACAUUGAGAAUAGUAAUGUCUUAGUGCCAAUGAUAACAGUGAGACAAUCAUUAGAUUGAGGAUGGUAAUGUCUUAGUGUCAAUGGUGUAACACUAUGAUUAGAGUGAGAUGAACGAGAUGAUUUCAGUUCACGUGAAAAUGGGUCUUACACAUUGUCAAGCAAAGAGGUACCAUUUUUGAUCACAUGACCACGUUUUUUUAGUAAGUAAGCGCCAUGAUGUAUCAAGAGACGUAGGUGUCUCUGUUUUAUGAAAUUGGAUUAAAUAAUAUGAGUACCUAAGUGGACAUUUUUCUAUGGAUGUAGUUUGUAUUUGAUGUGAAAUAAUUCGUGAUGAUAUUGUAUGGCUGAGAUUGCCUACUUUCUGAACUAUUAUUUGAUGUAAUAAAUAUUUGUCUGACA